Cynocephalus volans (Philippine flying lemur) is the source of this 2013-nucleotide messenger RNA. It is a transcript of the gene SIM2, whose product is annotated as SIM bHLH transcription factor 2. The transcript is spliced from 11 exons. Bases 1 to 2013 code for a protein of 670 amino acids. Gene Ontology annotation, biological process: regulation of transcription by RNA polymerase II. Lineage: Eukaryota; Metazoa; Chordata; Mammalia; Dermoptera; Cynocephalidae. The record is from RefSeq and is a predicted model, not a curated record. Gene Ontology annotation, molecular function: RNA polymerase II transcription regulatory region sequence-specific DNA binding; protein dimerization activity; DNA-binding transcription factor activity, RNA polymerase II-specific.
AUGAAGGAGAAGUCCAAGAAUGCGGCCAAGACCAGGAGGGAGAAGGAAAAUGGCGAGUUUUACGAGCUGGCCAAGCUGCUCCCGCUGCCGUCGGCCAUCACCUCGCAGCUGGACAAAGCGUCCAUCAUCCGACUCACCACCAGCUAUCUGAAGAUGCGCGCCGUCUUCCCCGAAGGUUUAGGAGACGCGUGGGGACAGCCGAGCCGCGCCGGGCCCCUGGACAGCGUCGCCAAGGAGCUGGGAUCGCACUUGCUGCAGACUUUGGAUGGAUUUGUUUUUGUGGUAGCAUCUGAUGGCAAAAUCAUGUAUAUAUCCGAAACAGCUUCUGUACAUUUAGGCUUGUCUCAGGUGGAGCUCACAGGCAACAGCAUUUACGAGUAUAUCCAUCCCUCCGACCAUGAUGAGAUGACGGCUGUCCUCACGGCCCACCAGCCUCUUCACCAUCACCUGCUCCAAGAGUAUGAGAUAGAGAGGUCCUUCUUUCUUCGAAUGAAGUGUGUCUUGGCGAAAAGAAACGCGGGCCUGACGUGCAGUGGAUACAAGGUCAUCCACUGCAGUGGCUACCUGAAGAUCAGGCAGUAUAUGCUGGACAUGUCCCUGUACGACUCCUGUUACCAGAUCGUGGGGCUGGUGGCUGUGGGCCAGUCGCUGCCACCCAGUGCCAUCACCGAGAUCAAACUGCACAGUAACAUGUUCAUGUUCAGGGCCAGCCUCGACCUGAAGCUCAUAUUCCUGGACUCCAGGGUGACCGAGCUGACCGGGUACGAGCCGCAGGACUUGAUUGAGAAGACCCUGUACCACCACGUGCACAGCUGUGACGCAUUCCACCUCCGCUAUGCACACCACCUCCUGCUGGUGAAGGGCCAGGUGACCACCAAGUACUACCGGCUGCUGUCCAAGCUGGGCGGCUGGGUGUGGGUGCAGAGCUACGCCACCGUCGUGCACAACAGCCGCUCAUCCCGGCCCCACUGCAUCGUGAGUGUCAAUUAUGUCCUCACGGAUAUUGAAUACAAGGAACUUCAGUUGUCCCUGGACCAGGUGUCUACUUCUAAGUCCCAAGACUCCUGGAGGACCACCUUGUCUACCUCACAAGAAACUAGGAAAUUAGCUAAACCCAAAAAUACGAAGAUGAAGACAAAGCUGAGAACAAAUCCUUAUCCCCCACAGCAAUAUAGCUCGUUCCAAAUGGACAAACUGGAAUGCAGCCAGCUCGGAAACUGGAGAGCCAGUCCCCCCGCAAAUGCUCCGGCUCCCCCAGAACAGCAGCUCCAUUCAGAAGGCAGCGACCUUUUGUAUGCACCGUCCUACAGCCUGCCCUUCUACCAUUAUGGACACUUCCCUCUAGACUCUCACGUCUUCGGCAGUAAAAAGCCAAUGUUGCCGGCCAAGUUUGGGCAGCCCCAAGGAUCCCCGUGUGAGGUGGCACGCUUUUUCCUGAGCACGCUGCCAGCCAGUGGUGAAUGCCAGUGGCAUUAUGCCAACCCUCUAGUGCCUAGCAGCCCGUCUCCAGCUAAAAACCUUUCCGAGCCUCCGGUGAACACUGCUCGGCACAGCCUCAUGCCAAACUACGAAGCGCCCGCCGCAGCCGCCGCGCGCAGGUUUGGCGAGGAAGCCGCGCCCCCGCCGCCGCCGAGCUUCCCGAGCUGCGGCCACUACCGCGAGGAGCCCGCGCUGGUCCCGGCCAAGGCGGCGCGCCAGGCCCGGGAAGGGGCGCGGCUGGUGCUGGCGCGCGCGGCGCCCGAGUGCUGCGCGCCGCCGGCCCCCGAGCCCCCGGGCGCGCCGGCGCAGCUGCCCUUCGUGCUGCUCAACUACCACCGCGUGCUGGCCCGGCGCGGGCCGCUGGGGGGCGCCGCUGCCGCCGCCGCGCCCGGCCUGGCCUGCGGCCCCGGCAACCCCGAGGCGGCGGCCGGCGCGCUGCGGCCCCGGCACCCGAGCCCCAACGCCGCCACGCCGCCCAGCGCGCCCCUGCCGCACUACCUGGGCGCCUCGGUCAUCAUCACCAACGGCAGGUGA